Molecule: messenger RNA, 6817 nt
Organism: Alligator mississippiensis (American alligator)
Lineage: Eukaryota; Metazoa; Chordata; Crocodylia; Alligatoridae
Gene: RAB5B
Product: RAB5B, member RAS oncogene family
Exons: 5
Coding region: 4153-4800 (215 amino acids)
Molecular function (GO): GTPase activity; GTP binding
Source: RefSeq, a predicted model, not a curated record
GAGCAGCAGCUGCCGUGGGGGCUGCUGCUAGGACAGUACCUGGAAGCUAAUGAAGAUGAGCCUGGCCCCCGCUGAGGCUGGGGUGGGGCCUCGGGGCCUUCCUGCUACUCUGUUAAGAGGGGAGGAAGCCAAGCAUAUAUCUGGGGAACCUGCCUAGAUUCACCAGGGACUUGGGGGUGGGACCGGGGCCCAUCUCCCAGAGCGAAGAGCCCCACUUCUCUUGUCCCAUUGCAGGAUAUCGCCCGGAUCCAGCUGAGGCCCCAGCUUCUCUGCUCUCAGAUUCAUACAUGUUAGGGUCAGAAGGGACCUCAGUAGAUCAUCUCGUGGUAACCCUCGCUCCAAGAAUGCCCAUGGACGCUAGUGGCUUGGGCAUUGGAAGGGCCGUGCGAGUAGCUGCACCCAUACCUGCGGUUUGGGGUGUUUAGGCGCUUGCUCGCUGGCUGGUGGCAAUGUUGGGAGCCCCAGGCAGGCCGGAGCCCUGUGCGCUGUUCUGGUGGUGGCUGUUGGUGCCGCAGGCGAUUGGGACAGAGGAAAAGUCUCGCUGGCAACAGGAAAGCAGUUAACCCAGGCAGGCUGUUGCAACCCACCUCGGGCUCUCUCGGGAGAUGCCCCUUCUCUGCCAGCACAGCUUAGACGGGCCUGCUGCAGCCUCCCAGAGCCAGGGCCGUCGGGGGUGGGGGAGUCUAGCCAGCCCUGCACCUGCCUUCCAUUGUGCUAGGAGUUCACUUGCUGUGGGGAUCUGCUGCCUCAGCCCACACAGGUUUAACUUGCUCUGGGUGGCAGCAAGGGACACCGUCUCUCCUCGCCCACAGAGGUCAGGUGUGUGAGAGCCUGGCUCCAGGAAUGACCUUGACCCCCGCUCAGCUGCUGGGCUGGCGCUGCCUUGGCGCUCCCGCAGCCCCUUGUGGAACGGAAGGGGGUGGAUGGUAGGGGAGGAGGUGCAGUUGGCUGCACUUCUCAUUGCCUGGUGGCUCCUGAUUUUGCUCAUCAGACCUGGCUGGUCAGGUGCGUUCGUAGUAGCGGUGGCUCAGUUCACAGCAGCUGCGUUGCACCCAGAAGCGGGUCCUUUCGGAGGUCUGGGCUGCAGCUGGGGGCUGGCGGAGUGAGCUUUGACCUACUAGGAAUUGGUUCCCUAGCCAGCAGGGAGACCCGGGGUGAGCGAAGGAAGCUGGAUGGACCUGGGCUCCUUGAAGCUGCUUGCUGCUGAUUGGUGGGUGUUAGCCCAUCAGAUCCCAGUGCUGGACACCCUGGAUUUAGCAGGUGUGAGCAGCAUGGGGACAGCAUGCGUCUGUCCCAGCUGGGAUCCUGGAUCCUUCCUAGCUUCUCAUUAGGUGUGGUUGUGCCUAGGGGCCACCCCGGGAUGCUGCUCAGUGCUGGGAGAGUCAAGCAGCCUGGUACCAGGGAGCUCACAGAUGAAGGAAGGGCUGAGGCCAUUGUGGGGCAGGACCUCACUUCCGGGAUGGGCCCAUGGUGCUUCGCUGCCUGCUGUAAUGAAUUGGGGAGGCAUUGAGCUCUAGAGUCAGCUCGUGCUCCAGGGCUGUCUUGCUCUCCCCAUGACAGGCAUCCCUGCCGGGAUUGGGGGGCCUCUUGAAAACUAGCCGCGAGCCUCUGCCUUGGCUUCCCUUAGGAGGGGAUGCGGAUGCAGGAGUUGGGAGAUGAGGACAGAGCGAGUCUUCGCAGCAGGGUGGUGAGCUGGUUGGUGUAUGUGGUCUACCCACCUUCACCACCUGGGAGACUGGGCCCCUUGGCGGCCUACAAGCAAAGCCCAGUUACAUCUUCAGGAUGCUUUUCAACCCACACCUGCUUCGGUGACCUCAGGCAUUCACAUUGCUAUGUUUAGCUUCAGCCUGCUGGGCCUUGCUGAACGGCCGGGCCUUGCUGAACGGCCGGGCCCUGCCCCUCUCCGGCCCUGGCUGGGUAACAAGAGAACGAACACGGGGGUCCUCCAGUAAUGUGUAGGGGCCUAGAUCCCAGAGAUUGGGUCUGCCAAACUCAUGGUCCUGGGAGCUGCCCUCCCUGUCUGCUGCUUCCCUCUGGCCCCAUUCGGAGCUGACCAGAGCCACACUCUGUAACCGAUGCAGCAGCAAAGUUGAGCUUUUUGGCCCUGGGAAUGCGGCCCUUGCGUAACUGCUCCUUUCGGGAAGGGCCGUGAGCAGGAAGGAAGCACUCUUCCCCGCUGCGGCCCGGCUCGGCACUAGGGACCUGGACAUCGUGCUCGGGUGGCUUCUAGAGCCCUGGCUCUGGGUUUCCAUUGCCUUCCUGCUUUAGAAGCAGUGUGGCAGCUUAUGGUUUUGCUGAUGGGCUGGGUAUGGCUGGCUCCAGCACUUGCCUGCUCGCUGCUUGCAGUGUGUCCCGCUUGCGUUGGCCUGAGCUCUGCUCGCUCUGGGAAGCAGAUGGGGAAGGGGAACAGGAGCCUGGCAACAGGCCAGAAGGCUACUGGAAGGCAGGCUGGCAGUGGGAGCCCUCAAGCAGGGCAUGCAGCACAGAGAUCUGAGCGGUCAGCAGCGUUGGGCACCUGGUCAGAGGCCUCUCCCCACUUGGGACCUUGCGAGUGGGGGGGGGGGUCUCGAAGGAGGCAGAAAAUCAUUUAUUUCCUGAGGGUGUUUUGGCCCUUGGGUCUGGAUCCGAGCCCGGCCUGCCUGGGUCAGAGGCUGCUGGUGCUGGUUGUGGGGGCAGGAAGCAGCCCUGAGAGGGUGCCCUGUGGCCCCACAGACCGGGAGAUGGGGCAGGAAACAUACCUCAUCUUGCUCGUUAAUCCAUGAGCUAACGGGUCGGCUUGGUGCUCCUGUCCUUCCUGGCUGAGGGUCUGUUAGGUCAGAUGCAGCUGCCAAGGGGUUUUCUCCAAGGGGCUCUACUAGCACCAGCCCAUGCCAAACGGGCCCUUCUGCCACUGCAGCAUGCCGUGGAGGUGCCUGGAGCCAGCUCCCAGCCACAUCAGUGCAUGGCUGGCUGUGUACCCCCUCACCCAUCCUUGGCAUUGCAGUUGUCCCCCAGAUCCCCUCCACCCUGUUAGAGUUCCCACGUGGCUGUCCCAGCUCUGUCUGCAUCAGCAGCUGGGGCCUUAGCCUCCCCGGUACUAGCGCUGGCCUCUCACUGGGCCCUUGAGCAAGGCUCUGGCUCUGGUACCCCAGUGGCCUUGGGCAAUGCUACUACAUUCCCAUGGCUAGUGAGAGUUAACUUGCUUCUGCCCGUCCAGCUGAGGCUGGCAGCAGAGCCCCCUGGCUCGUGAAUGCUUCCCUGGUGCGCCAAGGCAGGCAGAGCCCCUGCAGAGGGGCAGAAGGGACCAGUCCCAUGUACUGGGGUGGGGGGUGCCCUGUCUGCCUUUUGGAGGUAGCACCAGGAAGGACAGGCCAAGUAACCUGCCUGCCAGCAUCUGCAGCACGCUCUCCAGGACCUAAGGAGUGCAGAACAGUUGAGGACCCUGCCUCCCCCACCCUUCCCCAGGGGUUCCCUGCAGAUUGCCAGGGUAGCCCCAAGCCGGGGGGUGGGGGGAGCAGAGCCCAGGGCACAUGUCAGUCCACACACAUGAAUAGACAGACUGCCGGGCCUGUGCCGCUUGCUGUGCAGGGAGCUGUGCCCCCUCCCCUGUGCGGAGCAGGCCAGAGGUGCUGCCCUGACCCCGGCCCCGCGUGGUCCCAGGCGCGUUCGGAUCCCAGCUCAUCCGGGAAGGAGAGCUGCCAGGAUUGCUGACUCACUCCGGCGCUCACAGCAAGCGCCUGGAGCCUGCUUCUUUUUGCUGGCUGCUCUGCUCCUUAAGUUGGGGUGGGGGGCAGAUCUAAGUUGUCUGCUCUCACACAGGCGUAACGGGCUGCUGUGGCUGGUGGGAGGGCUCCAGGGCCAGCCUCUGGUAUGUGGUGGGGCCCUAACUCUGCCCCAGCUGGCUGGUCUGCAGAAAGAGAUAAUCCCUCUGAAGCCUGUGAAGUACCAAACCUCCCCCUGCUAUGGCCCGGCCCUGGACAGUGUCCUCUGACCCCAGUCCUCCGUUUCCUCCCCCCGCCACUCUCCAGCACUGCUGACCGGCUUCUCUUGCAGGCCUGCUGAGCCACCCCGGCCCUGUUGUGCUCACAGCUGAGCCCCCACCCCCCCAAGAGCUGGUGUGCGCUGCCGAGGUCUCCGAGCAGCUGGGCCCCGGGCGCUACCACAGGCCAGGCCAUGACCAGCAGAGGUGCCGCCAGGCCCAACGGUCAGUCACAAGCCAGCAAGAUCUGUCAGUUUAAGCUGGUGCUGCUGGGUGAGUCGGCUGUGGGCAAGUCCAGCCUGGUGCUGCGCUUCGUCAAGGGGCAGUUCCACGAGUACCAGGAGAGCACCAUUGGGGCGGCGUUUCUCACACAGUCUGUCUGCCUGGAUGACACAACGGUUAAGUUUGAGAUCUGGGACACGGCCGGCCAAGAGCGGUACCACAGCCUGGCCCCCAUGUACUACCGGGGUGCCCAGGCAGCCAUCGUGGUCUAUGACAUUACCAACCAGGAGACGUUUGCACGAGCAAAGACAUGGGUGAAGGAGCUACAGCGGCAAGCCAGCCCCAACAUCGUGAUUGCCCUGGCAGGCAACAAAGCUGAUCUCGCCAAUAAGCGCAUGGUGGAAUAUGAGGAGGCACAGGCCUACGCAGAUGACAACAGUCUGUUGUUCAUGGAAACCUCGGCCAAGACGGCUAUGAAUGUUAACGACCUCUUCCUGGCAAUAGCAAAGAAGCUGCCAAAGAGCGAGCCCCAGAGCACGAGCGGUGCGGCAGGGCGGCCCCGGGGCGUGGACCUCCACGAGCAGAGCCAGCAGAACAAGAGCCAGUGUUGUAGCAACUGAGGGGGCGCGAGUGGCCGGCGCACGAGGAAGAGCGACGAUGUAACCUCCCCCUGCCCCCGCCCCCUGGCGCCUGCCCUCCGGCAGCUCCCGCUAACGGCACUUUUUACUGCUUUGACACCGCCAGGCGCCCGCCACCGCCACCUGCGGGAUGCGACCAACUGCCUGCCCGCUGGGGACAGCAGCUUCCCAACACAAACUCUUCUUCACUUUGUAUUAUAGGCGCCACUCGCUCCUGCAGCUGCUCGUCCCCCGCCCCGACCCCUCGCCUGGUAACGCCUGUCCUCGGUCUGCUAACAUCUCUCUUGCCCUCCCCUUUCCCACGCGGGGCAGGAGCUGAGUGAAAGGGGCAGCGGGGACCCUGCGGGCAGCUGGAUUGCUCCCGGUGGCGCAGCUUCAGGGGGUGUCUCCUUUUUUUUCUUUCUUUCCCCCUUCUUUCAUGGAUCCAUUGUUUUAAUUCCUCUCCUGUUCCCAUGUGCAGGGGGGAAGCUGCAGUGUCCUUAAUUUUUACCCAGGUGGCCUUUUUUUAUUUUUUCUGUCAAGGGUUGGAAGUGAUUUUGGGGAAUGGGGGUGAUGAGCAUCUGGCCCCUGCUAGCCUGGGGCCUAGGACCCCCUCCCCCAUCACCCUGUGCAUGCCUAGAACCCCCAAAUGCACUUCCACAACCAGGCAGUUGUUCUGUUGCUUUCCCCUUCCCUGUAACCCGGCCUCACCUAGGCCAGGCCCACGUGCCUCAUGUCUCUCUGCUGGGGCCCAGUGCUGUCUGGCAGACCCACCUGGGCAUGGGUGUUUUGAGGUGGGGGUGUCAUUGGGGGUGACCCCUCCCUUGUACUCUCCCUCCGGCCUCCACAGUUGCCCAGGGCCCUUUCCACUUGCACUUUAGUCACAGACGUCCACACGGGCUGCACCUUGGGUCAAGGUCAGGUCAUGCGCGCGGGUGUUCGCGGGGAAGGGGCCGUUGCCCAACUUCCACCGCCUUCUUUGGAGGAUCUUCUCAAAGGCUUUGUGCUUCAUGGAGCAGAGGGGCUAGGCACCUUCAGUCCCCUGGGACAGGGUGAGGGUGGGGGGAAUGAACCAAGCCUAAGUAGGUGGAGACGGGAGCCUCAUGCCUCCCUGAGCAGAGCUGGGGUGUGGGGAAUUGGCCUGGCAAGGGUGGGGAACCCGGGGGCCUGGGAAGGGCCAGACUGGGAAUCCUGCUCCAUGCGGGAAGAAACUUGGGCUGGAGAUGGUUUUUUCCAGGCCCCUGGCAGGGGAUGGGGGUGGCCUGGAGGCCCUGGCAAGCUCCACCCCACAGGCUCCUGGCACCAGCACAACAGGGGGGGCGCUGCCACAGCGUGGGGUGAGCAUCCCUUCUCCCCAAGCCCUCACGCAUAGCUGUUAUGGGCAUCACAGCCUCAGUUACACAGCACCUCUCGGCAGAGGCUUUGGGUCACAAGCCCUGUCUCCGCUGCCCACGGUGCUGGGCUGUGGGUGUCUGCAGGCAUUUUACCCUCGCCUCUGCCGGCUGUCCACGGUGCGGCCGAGCCCACGUGGAUUGCACGUGCCUCUGCCAACCUUUCCCGGGCAGGACCCUGGUCCCACCAGGCCUCUGUCAACCCCGUUCUUGCUGCAGUGACCCACCGCUAGCCUCUGCCUCUAGCCCCCCUGCAUCCACCCCCUUCGCUGGGGUGGGGAAUACCGUCUACACCCUCCUCCACUUCCCAGGCAGCGUUGGCUCUAGGGGCACGGCAGGAUCAGGCCCCCACCCUCCCUUACAGGCUGGUCUCUUUCUGGCUCAAAGCCUGGACCAAAUUGGGACACUGCAGCUUGAAAGCUUUUUUUUUUUUUUUUCCUCCCCCCCCCCCCCCCCCCCCCCCCUUCCUGGCUCUUUCCUUUGAUCGGUUUUGGGUUUUUUUUUUCUUUUGGUUCUUUUUGCUUUUUGAGAGAGCUCCUCCAUCGCCCUGAAAUAACAAUCAUGGUAACACCCCACUGCUGACUGACCCAUGUAUUUAAUGUAAGUAAACCAGAAACCAGUGUAUUCGA